CUUGCUAAUAAUAGCGCUAGCGUUUUGAGGAAGAGCAGGUGACUGAUAGAGAUGAGUCAGUUCAGUGGGAGCUUUUCUUUGUUUCCCGUGACACACGGGGCCUGUUGGAUUCAGGCAAAGUCAAGCCCAGAAGAAAAGUCACCCUGACCUGUUUCAGAGCCCCUUGAGGUCCCAAAGAGCAGGACAGAGGACUCUCCCCAGCCAGAACACUCCUUAGGGUAGAGGACAAGGACUUCUAGUCUGAAGCAGAGGGUGACCGAGCUGCUCUGUCCCUGAACCCAUCAUGGAACAGAUCGAUGGAUCUCUUCAGAUGGAGCAUGCACUGCUGUUCACCUUCCUGGAGGUGUCCUCUGACUGCAAGUUCAGAGACCAGCUGCAAUCCCUGCAAAGCCCGCGGAUCAUGUGGUGCCAAGCAAACGAUGACGAUGAGCUUCAGACCGAUGGCAACCGGAGUGGCCACCUUCAGAAUGGUGAGCUAGAGGGGGCUCCAACGAAUGAAGAGGUUAUCCGGAUCAUUGCUGCUCAGCUCGCUGAGAUCGGAGACCAGUUUGAUAAAGAAAUCCAAGGAAGAGUAGUAAAUGACCUUGUGCAGCACUUCCUGGAUGCAAAGCUGUCUAAAGAGGAGAUAAUCCGGCACAUGUCCAGGAUAGUGGAAGAGCUCAUACGAUCCAUCCCUGCAGACAUGGAGCACGAGAAGGCCAUGUUGGUGCUGGCAAUGGUCUUGGCUAAGAAAGUUUUGAAUACAGCACCCUCCCUCCUACGCCGUGUCUAUGACACCACUCUGAACUACAUGAACCAGUUCCAUGACUACAUUGUGGAUAUGCUGGGUGAAUGAGCUCUCCAGCCCUGUGUGGAUGCCUGAAGAUUUUCCUUAAAGGAUGAAAUUCACUUGAUUUACUUUUAACUUCUGAAACCCAUCUGUAAAAGGGAUGGCAGAUGAUAGAUAGGCUUUUGUAGACUAGUACAACAGUAGUGCUGGGAGCUGCCAGGAGCAGCUCUGCCAGGACCUGUAGGGAGUAGCGCUUGCCUCGCUCCUUUACAGUAUUUUUAUUUUAGCAGCAGCAAUCUUUGUGCAGAGCCUGCCUUGUGUCUCUGCAGGCCCAAUGGGCACAGGGCCUGCCCUCUGUGUUUUUCUGAGCAGCUGUAGCAUUUAGCUUUAGUUAUUCACUUCCCAGCCCUGCUCCUGCAGCUGAGCCGUGCUGAAUGCUGUUCCCAGGAGUGGUUCAUCAGCAGAAUCAUCCGUGGGGUGGGUGGGAGUCAGGUCUGUCUUGAUGAGAAGCUGGCAGCAAGAGGGAACAGAGCCCUGAGGGAUAGAGGGGGGUGUGGCCAGACAAGGCUGGCACCAGGAUAUCUCAGUAUCAAUCACUAUACACCUGGGUUUGCUUGAAAAAUAAAACUGAUGGGAAAACUGUAAAGAAAAGGGCAGGGUAGGCACAGGGCAAGUCCUUUGGGGAAUGCAGCCUGGAUCUGGUUAAGAAAAAGUAGCAUAUCUUUUAGUUACAUCUCAGGUUGAACAAACUUGGACUCAGGUUGCUUGAUACAUAAUCACACAAGGUGGUAAAUGUGCCACCUGUGAUCCAGGGGCCUCGGGACUUUCAAUAUUUAAAUAUUUUGGCGUUUUUUAAUAUAAAUAAAAAAUUCAUUUCUGAUGGCUACUCCA
Molecule: messenger RNA, 1660 nt
Organism: Hirundo rustica (Barn swallow)
Lineage: Eukaryota; Metazoa; Chordata; Aves; Passeriformes; Hirundinidae
Gene: BID
Product: BH3 interacting domain death agonist
Exons: 7
Coding region: 284-835 (183 amino acids)
Biological process (GO): positive regulation of intrinsic apoptotic signaling pathway; positive regulation of extrinsic apoptotic signaling pathway; apoptotic mitochondrial changes
Cellular component (GO): mitochondrion; cytosol; cytoplasm
Source: RefSeq, a predicted model, not a curated record